AUCCGUUUUUUUGUCCACACGAGAUUUGGCGGGUUUUUGUUCAUCGUAAACAGCACAAAUUAAUAAUUGACUAUCAGACACUGAUAUAUAAAAUACUUGCCGCAAAUUAUUUCUCGGACAAUCAUUUUAUAUUUUAUAAAAUACCAUUAUUUAAAAAAAUAUAAACAAUGGCGAGUGGAAGACUUCAUAUUGGCGGCAAGCAUGUAGCGGAGAAUGUAAACAAAAAUGUGGUGAUUGAAGGCUAUCUAACCAAGCUCGGCAGUGACGGAAAAAAUGUCGAGAUAACGACAUUCGAUGAAACAAAAAUAAAUGUCGCUCUAAAUAAGCCGUACUCUGGUGAAGCUUCCGGUAUUAUGCAGAUACUUGGUAAUGUUACAUCUAAAUCAACGAUUGCUGCCGAGAGUUACCAUCGAUUUGCACCUGAAGAAGAUGAAAGUGCAUUCGAUCCCAAAGACCACACGGAUUUCAUGACCGUAUUGAAAGCUACGGACUUCCAAGACAUUUUGGCAAAGUGUAAUAUCAUAGAUGAUGAAGGCCCAAGUGAUAACGCCAUGCAGACAGAAGAGUAUUACUGAGAUAAGAUUUUUUCCACCGACUUUUUAUUUUUUUUCAUGCCCGCAUUAAUUAUUAAUUUUGUUCUCCUAAGAUAUUUAUAUUAAUUAAAGUAAUUUUAAUAAUAAUAAAAAUAAUACUGAU
Messenger RNA from Microplitis mediator, 696 nucleotides. RefSeq lists its product as uncharacterized. The transcript has 3 exons. Gene Ontology annotation, cellular component: nucleus; site of double-strand break; DNA replication factor A complex. Lineage: Eukaryota; Metazoa; Arthropoda; Insecta; Hymenoptera; Braconidae. Bases 168 to 575 code for a protein of 135 amino acids. Gene Ontology annotation, biological process: double-strand break repair via homologous recombination; mismatch repair; DNA replication. Gene Ontology annotation, molecular function: single-stranded DNA binding; damaged DNA binding. The record is from RefSeq and is a predicted model, not a curated record.